Pistacia vera is the source of this 1386-nucleotide messenger RNA. RefSeq names its product aspartic proteinase CDR1-like. The record is from RefSeq and is a predicted model, not a curated record. NCBI's taxonomy places the organism in Eukaryota, Viridiplantae, Streptophyta, Magnoliopsida, Sapindales, Anacardiaceae. Bases 1 to 1386 code for a protein of 461 amino acids. Gene Ontology annotation, cellular component: extracellular region. The transcript has a single exon.
AUGGAGGGGCUUCAGUUCUUCAAAAUCGCUGUUGUAUUGCAAAGUCUAGUAAUAUUUUCUAGACAUAGUUUUGGAUUUGCAGCAACAAAAUCAAGAGGAUUGAGCAUUAAGGUCAUCCCAAUAGACUCUCGGGAGUCUCCCUUAUAUAAUCCUAACCUUACUCACCGCCAAAAAAUUGAGAGAAUGGUUAAUGUUACCCUGGCUAAACUGAGUCAUCAAAAUUCGACAUUCCAUGAUGACAAGCAUUUUUCUGCUAUAGACCGUCAAGGUCUGCUCUAUAUUGCGCGGAUGCUAAUCGGAAACCCACCUCAAUCUGUAUAUGUAAUGGUGGAUACUGGUAGUCCGCUACUUUGGACUCAGUGUAGACCUUGCAGACAAUGUUUCCUCCAAAAUUAUCCCAUUUACAAUCGGCAAGCUUCCAGUACUUACAGGGGAAUUACUUGUGAUGACCCUCUUUGUAACUAUAAUGAAGAAGGCAGCCUUUUCAAAUGUGUCGGUGAUAUAUGCGUCUACCGUCUUUCAUAUGGUUCCGGUCCACAAGCAAGUGGCCCGACAAGAGGUUAUGCAUCUCUCGAAUCAUUUCAUUUUGUAGUGAACGACGAUGGUGAUACAGAAACAAUUACUCUUCUCUUCGGCUGCUCCAUAAAUAACGUAAAUUUCGCAUUUGGAAAUAAUCAAUAUAAUAUGAUUUCUGGGAUCUUGGGAUUAGACUUACAUCCAAAUUCACUAGCGUCCCAAUUGUCAGAUGUCUUCUCUUAUUGUAUUGUUCCCUAUGAUGUUAAUUAUCCAUUCGAUGUACAUCCUCAUAAACUGAGGUUUGGGGCGGAUGUUUUUAUUCCUCCACAUAGCAUUCCAACAACGCAGUAUGUAAGGGUUGAAGGUAGAUAUUUUUAUUACCUUCGUCUUUUAGAUAUAAGUGUGGGAGAUUUUCGCUUAAAUUUACCAGCUGGUACCUUCGAACCUUCCUCUGCUAGUGGUUUCUUUAUAGAUUCAGCAUCUCCAGCUUCCACACUCACCACAAAUUCCCCGAACGGGCUCAAUAUUUUUGGAAUGGUGAACACUGCAUUUAUUCAAUACUAUGAAUCUCACAAUCUUGAGAGAAAUCCUAAUCCUGGUGUUCCAUUCGAAGUUUGUUAUAUGAACCGACAAGAUUUUGUAGAUUAUCCAUCAUUGACCUUCCAUUUCCAAGUGGCAGACUACAGAGUAGAUGGCAGGUUUGUGAACGUUCAAUUUCAUGUAGCUGGAUUUUUCUGUGUAGCAAUAAUGGACCACCCAAGCAUAUCUAUUCUAGGAGUUUAUCAUAUGCAGAAUAUGCGUAUAAUUCACAAUGGCCAAAUCGGAGCAAUUCAGUUUUUCCCAGAAGAUUGUGCUCAGGAUCAUUUUUAG